Cavia porcellus (domestic guinea pig) is the source of this 1005-nucleotide messenger RNA. Its product is annotated as olfactory receptor 2A5-like. The coding region runs from base 1 to 1005 and encodes 334 amino acids. Gene Ontology annotation, molecular function: G protein-coupled receptor activity; olfactory receptor activity. Lineage: Eukaryota; Metazoa; Chordata; Mammalia; Rodentia; Caviidae. The transcript has 2 exons. Gene Ontology annotation, cellular component: plasma membrane. Gene Ontology annotation, biological process: G protein-coupled receptor signaling pathway; detection of chemical stimulus involved in sensory perception of smell. The record is from RefSeq and is a predicted model, not a curated record.
AUGAUUUGGAUCAAUGGCAAUGAUAGAGAUGUUGAGAAGUUUCAGAAGGAAAAACAUGUGCACAAUCAGAGAUGGAGAAAUCACAGCUUCAUAACUGAGUUUAUCCUCUUGGGCUUCUCCAGAAAUCCCAGGACUAAUUGGAUCCUUUUCUUCCUCUUCCUCUUCAUCUACUUAUUUACAGUUCUGGGCAACGGACUUAUUGUCACUCUGAUCAGAGUAGAUGUGCGUCUCCACACACCCAUGUACUUCUUCCUCAGUAUCCUCUCUCUAUUGGAUCUCAGCUAUGCCACCACUACUGUGCCCCAAAUGCUGGUCCAUCUAGUGAGCAAGCAUAAAACCAUCUCUUACAUUGGGUGUGUGGUUCAGAUGUACAUUUUCCUGACCCUGGGCAUCACUGAAACCUGGAUAUUUGCAGCUAUGGCCUAUGACAGAUACGUUGCCAUAUGUUCUCCCCUCCACUAUGGGGUCCAGAUGAGCCAAACCCUAUGUGUCCUUCUGGCAGUCAGCUCUGCCCUUUGUGGUCUCCUCUGUGCCCUCAUCUACACGGUCUUUGCAAUGAGUCUACCCUACUGUGGUCCCAGUGAGAUCAAUCACUUCUUUUGUGAAAUCCCUGCUGUCUUAAAGCUGGCUUGUGCAGACACAUCCCUCAAUGACCAAGUAGACUUUAUUUUGGGUUUCAUCUUGCUUCUGAUCCCAUUAUUUCUCAUUCUGGCCUCAUAUAUUCGUAUCUUUAUAGCUAUUUUAAGAAUUCGCUCCACCCAAGGUCAGGUCAAGGCCUUCUCCACAUGUGCCUCACACAUCACUGUUGUCACCAUGUUUUGUAUCCCUUGCAUGAUCAUGUAUAUGAGGCCUGGCUCUGAAGCCUCCCCAGAGGAUGACAAAAAGUUGGCCUUGUUCUACAAUGUCAUCUCUGCAUUUCUCAAUCCCAUUAUCUACAGCCUCCGGAACAAGGAUGUAAAGAAGGCUUUCCUCAAGUUGGUGGGAAUGAGUGAGGACACUCAAUAG